UAAACUUUGGCGGAAAAAAAGCUGAUCUUACAUCUCUAAGCUAAACGAUCUGGCAGCACAACGGCACGCCAAUACCACAUCUCUGAACCGAGCGAACAUUAACAAAACAAAUUCCGAGUCGGACGGUUAUCAAGCGCGCUGCUCGUGUUUCUUGCUGCUCGUCAAGAUAUUCCGGAACCGAACAGUUCGGCGACGGCGCGAACUUAAUAAUACAAAAUACUACAUAUAUUUUUUUCUGAACCAAAAAAUCGGAUUAUUCAGUGAUCAAACCAACGUUAAUUAGUUUCAAUUAGGCGAAAAUAAGAAAAAAUAAAAAGGAGUCCAAACGUUUACAACAGCAACAAGAAAUGGAAAGAAGAGGCAGAAACUGUGAGCAGUGAUCGUUUGCUUGUAUUCAUCUCUCUCUCUCUAUAUAAAUAUAUCAGUGUGUGUGCUUGUGUGCUGGAAUGGAAUGCAGUUACGAAAAAAAUAAAUAAAUAAUUGAGAGCGCGCCCGCGCUCUCCCGCUCUCUCUCUAUCUUCACCUUGCGCGCGUGUGUGAGUGUGUCUGUUCCGUGUGUGCCAGUGUGUGUGUGUGUCUCCAUUAUCGCCGGAGUAAAAGAAACGGAAUGAAAUGUCUUUGCUAAUGUAAACAGCGCAAAGAGAAACCCCACGAAAAAUAAAGCAAGAAGUAGAUAGCAAAAAAAAAAAAGAAAGAAAAGCGCGCUUCGGGUGAAAUAUAAAACAAAAGUUUCUCAGACUCCCAAAAGCAAAUACACAGCGAGAAAAAUAUAUAUUGUAAAAAUGCCGAAUUUACAACAAACCGCUUCGCAAUCGCAACAUCAUUUGCAUCCCCACCACCUGCGACCCCAACAACAACAACAGCAGCAGCAUCAGCAGCAACAACAACAGCAACACCAUCAUCAUCAUCAUCAUCAUCAUCAGCAACACCACAGCGAUUUUCCACUUCCCGAUGGUUGGGAUAUUGCCAAGGAUUUCGAUGGCAAGACAUACUACAUUGACCACAUCAACAAGAAGACCACCUGGUUGGAUCCCAGAGAUUGCUUCACAAAGCCACAGACUUUCGAGGAUUGUGUGGGCGAUGAGUUGCCUAUGGGCUGGGAGGAAUCCUAUGAUCCAAAUAUUGGACCCUACUAUAUCAAUCAUCUGGCGCAGAGUACACAGCUAGAGGAUCCCCGCCAGGAGUGGAAGAGUGUCCAGAAGCAGAUGCUGCUUGAUUAUCUAUCAGCGGCUGAGGAUCAGCUGGAGAACAAACGAGAGAUGUAUGAUGUCAAGAAGCAGCGACUUCUCUGGGCCCAGGAGGAGUAUAACCAUCUGAUACUGGCAGCCAGUCGAAGCAGUCUGUGCUCUUCCUCCAGCUCAAUGAGCCGACAUGAUCCGGAACUUCUAAGGGCCGAACUCAUGCUAGCUCGGAAGCGUGUCCACCAGCUAAAACAGGAGCUGACCCACAUUACCGAUGAUAUAUCCUACACGGAACGCGGCAUGAACACCCUGCAUUCCGUGGGCGAGAAGAUCGAUGCCCGAGAGAAUGGAUGCUAUGAUAUUGCCGAGGUUCAGGCAAUACGCGAGGAGAUGCUCAAGGUGCACAAGUCACUAGUGUCUGGCGAAAAGGUGCGCGAAGAACUGAUGCGCAGUCUGGUGCAGAUCAAGAACGAGCUAAGCCGCCAGCAGAUCAGCGAGGAGAACUCCGACUUGGCCUCGCCCUUCGAUCGGGUGUGUGUGGCCAGUCAAACGGAUUUGUGCGGAUCAUCGGGUGACAAUCUGAAUGGAGGAGCACGUUUUGCGGAAAUGGCCAAGACAAAGUUGCAGUAUGCCGAGUGGCGAAAGCACAUCAAGAAGCUGCAGCAACAGCUGGCCGAUCAUGUGGAGCGCAUUGAGCCAGGUCAACUGGAGUCGGACAAGGAUCGCAUUCUGCUCAUCCAGGAGAAGGAGAAGCUGCUGAACGAUCUGAACAGCAUUUCGUUGAAGUCACGCAGCGAGGAGGAGAAACGGGUGAUUCACCAAACACGCCACAAAUUGGAGGAGGACUUGAAGGAAGCCUAUGAAGCAAACAACACAUGUGUGGCCAAUCGAUUGCGUUUCCACGAGGAGAAGCAGCUCCUGCUGGACAAACUGCAGGAGGCCUUGAAGUCCACCAAAUUGCUGGAGGAGCGUCUCAAGUCCUUCUCCUCGGAGAGCACCUUCUCCAUUAGCAGUGGCAGCAGUCUGGGCUCCUUGUCCACGGCCAGCAGUAAGAGUGCCUUGAGCUUCACCGACAUAUACAAUGAUCCCUUUGCUGUGGACUCACCCAUUGAUGUGGUGGAUCUUAGACGUCGCUCGCAGAAAUUGUUCCAACAGCGUCUGCAUCCUGUUCAUCCUGUCCUUCAGCAACAGCAGCAGCAGCAGCAGCAAUCCUCGGAGGUAACGCUAUCGCCUAGAAGCAGCCUUUCCAUGGAAACGCCUCCUGCUUCCCCAAUGAAGUAUAACCCGGGAGCGGAUCAGACGCCACAGGGCCUCAAGGAGGAGCCCACCUAUGCCAAUGCUCUGCCUGCCCCUCCUGCCUAUACAGCUCCGCCAAUAGGUCCGAUUUCCGGUGUAAGACCACGUCCCUACGACCUGGACUCCACUGUGCUCGACUGCAUGAUGCUGGAGGCCAAGCUGCAGAAGCUAAACAUGGGUACACCACUCAACCUGGCUGCUGCUCCACUCUCUCCAAUUUCGGAAAAGCCAUCGCUGCUGGAUCUGCCGCAGGAAAUGCUCAGCCGUUCCUCCUCCACCUCUAACACGAGAUCCGUUUCGGCUGCGGUCAGUAAUGAAUCUGUGGCCGGAGAUUCCGGCGUCUUUGAGGCAUCGCGUGCUCAUCUGCCGCGCAAGGAGCUUGCACAAGUCCAGAUUGGCCUGAAGUAUCUGAAACAGGAAGGCGUUCUCGUUGUAUCCCUGGAGCGGGCCAAUAACUUGCUGGCCCUUUGGACUGCCUCGGCGGACAACUCACAGGUAUAUCUACGUGCUGCGUUGCUGCCGAAUUCGCUGACCUCCAUUAGGACCAAGGCAUUGGGCGAUUUCCAGAAGCCUGUCUUCAACGAUACAUUCGCCGUGCCCAUCACGCUGGACAAGCUGCUGACCAAGAGCCUGCAGGUGACCGUGGUUACGAUGACAGGGCAAAAGGAGGAGAUUAUUGGCACUGUGCAGAUCAGCAUGGCUGAGUUCAACCCAGAAGAUUCCACACUGAAGUGGUACAACGUGCUAAGCUCAAAGUUCAUUCCCAGCUUUGAAUCCCUGGACAUUCCCUCGACCAGUGCCGCAGCAGCGGCAGCAGCCGUAGCAGCCAACAAUGCACCAGCCAGUGGCAAUAAUCGAGAGGAGUCUUCGGACGAGUCUACCAUUACAUCUUCCCAGACAUCCACGCUCACUAGGAAUCAGGCUCCAUGCAUGGAACUGCAAGAGCAAAUCGCUGCCGAGUUGCUGGAGUUGGGACCGCUCAAUGAGCCGGUGUGCAGCGACGACGAUGAUGAUGAAGAAGAGGAGGAGUUGGAUGACAAGCAGCUCAUCAGCGAUGUUGGCCUAAAGAAUCCAAGUGGCAUGUUGGAUGCCUACCUGCAGAUAAUGAAGCAGGAGUUUGCCGACAAGGAGACCAACACCGAUCGCGCCUUUCUGCCGGAGAAAUCUCGCGGUCAAUCCCAGCUGAUGGACGACAGGCCAGUGAAGCGUUCCCAGACCUUCACGCCUUCGGCGGCUGUUAGCAAGAAUCGCUAUAACUGCCGACUAAAUCGCAGCGACUCCGACUCUGCAAUGCACUGCGGCGUUGCGCCUCACACCUUCCAACGAGGUGCCGCCGAGCGACGAUCACUGCGCUUCCACACCAAGGCGCCCAAGUCAGUCACAAAACUGCAUCAUACUCACAUACCCCGCACCAGUUUGGACUUGGAGCUGGAUCUACAGGCCCAGCACAGCAAGCUGUACUUCCUCAAUGAUCAAAUCGCCAAGCUGCAGAACCUCAAAGAAGUUUUGCAGAAGGCCUGCGAAAACAAGGAUCCCUUGGUGGCCGCCUGGGCCAUUGAGAACGAGGAGUUCCAGCGCCUGGUGGCUCGUGCCGAUCCUGCCAAAUGCCCCGAGGAGCGUCAACUGCAGAAGCUGCUGAUGAAGACCGCCAAAGAGAUCCACAAGCUGCGGAAGACCAAGGUGCCCAAGGGCUGUCCCGAUUUGGUGUCUUUCAAGGAGAAGAUAACUUUCUUCACACGCAAGGGACUGUCGGUGCCCGAGCUGCCCAGUGAAUUUACCUUGCCGGAAGCCAAUCCCAUCGAAGAGGAAGAGGAGGAGGAGGAGGAAGAGGACGAGGAUGAGUUCUACAAUUCACCUGAGACGGCCAUUGCCAUCAACACGGCGCUGGUGGCCAGCAGCAACCGAAACAAGAAUCUCAGUGAUCACCUCCAUAGAGCCGGCAGCUGGGCAGUGCCUAAGGUACCACCAACACCAGCUGCUUCAACUCCUACUACUGCUACUCCUGCUGCUACUUCUGCUGCUACUCCAGCUAUUACCCCUGUAGUUACUCCUGCUGCCAAUGCUGAGGCUAAACCAACAGCCACCACAGCUCCAGUCGCAUCCGAAGAUGCCGAGCAGCAGCGCUUCGACUACGUGGUGGAUCGCAACUACGGCGUGGAGGUGUAGCCCCUUCCACAACUCCCCAUCUUCGCUGUACAUUUUUGUAAUUAAUGUAGUAUUUAUUUUCACUAAGCAACAAGUAUUUAUGUGUAUAAAAAAACGAAAAACAACUGAUGUAACAAAUAUCUGUGCCUUAUAGAGAACGCGUCGAAGAACGACGAAUAUGAUGAACCAUGCUAGAAAUGAUAAUUCUACGCAUAGCUAUGCAUUAGACCUAAGCACUAAAUUGUAAUUAGAUUAGCCAAGCAGCCUAGCCCUAACUACACCGAUAGUCAGUUGUACAAAUUGACCCCCACUGAUGACCAUAUAAGAGCAACUAAGAGAUACAAACCACCAAACCGCCCUUCUUCCCCACCCCCAAAAAAAAAACAAGGAAAAUCAAACCAUAACGCGCACAUUGUGCGUUCAAUGCCUUCAAAUUCAUAUUGAAACCAACUGUAUUCUUAAGACUUGAGCAAAAUUAUACGAAUGUUUAUGAAUAUUUUUUAUACGCAUCUAGUUAGUAAUAGUUAUACCGCUUUGAUUACCCCAAGCCACACACACAUACAUAUAUACCCAUAUAUAUAUAUAUAUAAAGAAAACGUGAAAUAUUUAUUAUAUUGAUGGAGAUCGAUCGAUGUAACGCCUCGAAAUCCAAUCGUUUAGGUUAGUUAGCUUGCGUUUUUGUUAAGCUCAAAACGAAUUCUUAUAUUGUAAUUUUUUUUAUAAAAAAAUCCUAUACAAAAAAAAAAACAAGCAAACCACACACAAAAAAAGUGAAUGUACCAUAUUAGAUAAUCGUCACUAUGUUAACUAUAAGAGCGCCCUUAACCCCCCCUGACAAUGCCACACCAUCAUUGAAAAGCGCAAAAUGAAAUUGAGAAAUGAAAUGAAAACCUUGUUAUGCUUUCCGAAGCAAACCUGUUAAAAACUGUUGACUUUGAAACUUUGCAGUGGCGCACUGAGUUCGUAUGAAAUGAAAUGAAAUUACCCACAGCUCUAGUUUAGUUUAGGUUUUCCAGGCUCUGUGCAAACUUUGCUGUUGUUUAUGUUUUUCACUAACCAUUGCCCACACGAUCCCAGCCCCAGGUCCCCAAAUACCCCCAAAAAAUGUAGCUAGUAGUAUGAGUAAAACUGAAAUGAAUGAGAUCCCCACACACACACAUAUUUUUCUAUGCCGUAGUAAUUUUAUUUGUAAUAAAUUAUAUGAAAGUGAACCUGUAUAUUGUAAUUGUGCAAUAAACAAACAAAAAAAUACUGACAUAACUGAA
Molecule: messenger RNA, 5887 nt
Organism: Drosophila eugracilis
Lineage: Eukaryota; Metazoa; Arthropoda; Insecta; Diptera; Drosophilidae
Gene: kibra
Product: protein kibra
Exons: 9
Coding region: 783-4643 (1286 amino acids)
Biological process (GO): regulation of DNA-templated transcription; negative regulation of organ growth; cell migration
Cellular component (GO): cytoplasm
Molecular function (GO): molecular adaptor activity; kinase binding
Source: RefSeq, a predicted model, not a curated record